GAGACGGCCAAGGCUGGAACGGCGGCGGGAAUUACCGGAAAUAGGUCAAUGUGGCACUCGAAGGGGAUGUAGUGGCUGCUCUCGCUCGGAAUGUCAUCUUGUUGUCCUGUUGCACUGCAUGAUGAGCUGACACACGACUAUGGAGGCUGACAGGAGCGCGAUCAAACGCUCAAGAUCAGCCUCAUCUUCUUCUUCAAUCUCAGACAUCAGUAGUCGAUCACUUUCUUUCAGCCCACCUCCGAAGUAUCAUCGAGGUUCAACCUCUAACUCUACCAAAUUCACCUGCAGCCUCGAACCUACAUGCUCGGGCCCUGGACGCAGUUCCUCCUAUGCCACUUCGGAGGAGCUCUCACGACAUCAUGACGCAUUCCACAAAUGGGUCUGUCGGACGCUCGUCCGGGAUAAGGCUGACGAGCCUGCAACUCCGACGAACGGACCAUCCAAGAAGAUGACAGAGUGUUGCAAGGCUUUCCCAGAGGAGCGCCUCUUGUCCCUUCACCAGGCGGAGACUCAUGAUCCUAUCAUCCAGGAACGGCAAAACAGAGGGGACAAGAUUUUUGAAUGCUUUCUGCCCAAGGGACAGUGUCAAAAGACCUUCCUGACACCUGCCAAACGGCGCCGACACUUGAUUGACAAGCACCAUUACCCCAAAGACUACUUCUUCUCCAUCACUAACCAUGGGGUGAGUUUGUGUGAUUGUGCCCAUGUUGAUGAUGUCAGAUCAAUCGCUUGGUCGAGGAAGAUGGUCUAGCUAGCCAGCGUCUUUUCCGUCACCAAGUCGAGUGGGUCCUGUGGCUCAGUCUGAUCCCUCUCCGGUACAAGCGAAAGAUGUCAAUGACAUCGACAUGGAUGCCUUGACGACUGCUCUAGACAGCAGUUUGCAGUUCCAUCCACGAGGUAUCCGCAAAA
Molecule: messenger RNA, 909 nt
Organism: Kockovaella imperatae
Lineage: Eukaryota; Fungi; Basidiomycota; Tremellomycetes; Tremellales; Cuniculitremaceae
Exons: 5
Coding region: 140-751 (203 amino acids)
Source: RefSeq, a predicted model, not a curated record